This is a messenger RNA of Bombyx mandarina (wild silkworm), 1120 nucleotides long. RefSeq lists its product as uncharacterized. Gene Ontology annotation, cellular component: cytoplasm. Gene Ontology annotation, biological process: protein depalmitoylation. Gene Ontology annotation, molecular function: palmitoyl-(protein) hydrolase activity; carboxylic ester hydrolase activity. NCBI's taxonomy places the organism in Eukaryota, Metazoa, Arthropoda, Insecta, Lepidoptera, Bombycidae. The record is from RefSeq and is a predicted model, not a curated record.
AUUUUAACUCUAAAUAAAUUAAGGCCUUAUUAUUUUUUAGUUUAAAAAUAUUUUAAUAGACUAAUCUUACUUUUUAAGUUUUAUAGUGUAUCAAACAAUCAAAGUUCGGCGAUUUAGCAGGAAUUUAAGUUUUUAUAUCGUGAUAAACUUUGAUGAAAUUGGAUAGGUUAUAGGAAGCCACUAUACUCGUUUUAUUUAUUUAUCCUACUUACAAUUUAAUCAAAUACGACCAAAAAAAAGAACUAUCUAUUCCAAAUUACAUUUGAUAAAUACGUACAUAUUUACCUGAAACUUCAAUAACCAUCAAUUUUAAUAAAAUGUCUAAGCUAGGAGCUCUUCACAUAACCAAGCACAGUGGUGCCAAACAGACCGCUACAGUUAUAUUUUUUCACGGAUCUGGAUCCACAGGGGCUGAUAUCAAAGAAUGGGUUAGAUUAAUGGUUGAACAGUUUUCUUUUCCACAUGUGAAAGUUUUGUUUCCGACUGCACCCUUGCAGCCAUACACGCCUGCCGGUGGUAUGAUGAGCAAUGUUUGGUUUGAUAGAGCUAAUAUUACACCAGAUGUUCCUGAAAAACUGGACUCAUUAGCCAGAAUUGAAACUGAAGUAAAGAAUCUUAUAAAAACUGAAAAUGAUGCUGGAAUACCCAGUGAUAGGAUUAUAGUUGGUGGAUUUUCCAUGGGAGGUGCACUGGCUUUUCACACUGGCUACAGAUGGGAUAGAAAACUGGCUGGGGUGUUUGCAUUCAGCUCCUUCUUAAAUUAUAAUUCAGCCGUUUAUGAUGAAUUGAAAAAUAACACAGGUGUAACAUAUCCACCCUUGCUGCAAAUUCAUGGUAACCAGGACGAUUUAGUACCCCUGAAAUGGGGAGAGGAAACAUAUCAGAAGUUGAAAAGUCUUGGAAUUCAGGGAAGUUUUUUCGUUCAAGAAAGAUUGGGGCACUCGUUGAAUAGACGAGGCAUUAAGAUUAUUAAAGAUUGGAUCGAUGAAAAGUUGCCUAAUUCAUAACAUACUAAUGUUCAUAAAAUUUUAUGGUUGCCGUAGUGAUUUUUAAUAUUAUAAUGUUGUUAUUGAAUAAUUUGUAAUUUCUCUAUGUAUAAAUGUUUUAUCAGUUCCUUAAA